Ipomoea nil (Japanese morning glory) is the source of this 813-nucleotide messenger RNA. RefSeq names its product protein FAR1-RELATED SEQUENCE 5-like. The record is from RefSeq and is a predicted model, not a curated record. NCBI's taxonomy places the organism in Eukaryota, Viridiplantae, Streptophyta, Magnoliopsida, Solanales, Convolvulaceae. The transcript has 4 exons. Bases 1 to 813 code for a protein of 270 amino acids.
AUGGAGGAGACAGCGGUUCGCGGAGAAGAUUCAAUUGUUGAUUUGAUUUCUGCGAUUCCAGUAUCUAUGCAGUUUGAAUUGAAUGAAGAUUUUGUUGGUGAUUUACUAAACACUGAUCAAGCAGAUGUAAACAUUGACAUUGGUGGCUCGUCUUCAAGUCCAGUUGAUGAAGACUUGGUUGGUGUUGUAGUAAGUAAUAGUGAUGAAGCUUUUGAGUUAUAUAAUGGAUAUGCAUACAGAGUUGGUUUUAGUGUGAGGAAAGGUCAACAACGUUAUAAGGCAUCUACUAAGUCAAUUCAGAUGAAGAGGUUCUUCUGUGCUAAGGCUGGGUAUAAGGAGAAACCAAAUAGUGGUGUCAAGCUUUAUUCAAAAAUUGAUAUGAGGACUGGUUGUGGUGCACUUGUUCAGUUUGACGUGGGGACCGAUGGGAUGUGGACAGUUACAAAACAUGUGAAAGAGUACAAUCAUGAGUUAUGUUCAUUUGGCAAGAGUCAUCUGCUCCGUUCACAUAGAAGAGUGGGAAAUAAUCAUCUUGAAUAUUUAAAAGAUAUGAAGAAUAGUGGUGUUGCAUUGGCAGAUGGUAUGAGGUUUUUGAAACAUCAGUCAGGGGGUUCUCCAUUGGUUAGUUUUACCAAUCGUGAUGCUUACAAUUCGAUGGCUUCUGAGAGUUUGAAGUGUUUGGAUGAGACUGAUUCCAAUUCUUUGAUUGAAAUAUUUAGGAGGAGGCAAUCUAACGAGGCUGAUUUCUUUUUUGAUUUUGAAGUUGAUUUGAAUGGAAGAUUGUGUAGUUUUUUUGGAGGGAUGGUCAAAUGA